UUAUAAAUGACUCAAUCUCGUAGUGAUUUUAUGUCGAGGUGGACCUCCUACUGAUCAAAGUGACGUAGUUUACGGAAGAGCUGUGCAGAAAACACGGAAUCGAUUUAGACAUAAAUAAUUCGUGUGAAUCGCGAUACAUAUCGCCAAGACCGUAACGUGAUUUGUUGAUGCGUACUUUCUUCACAUAUCAACUCUGUUAGUUUAUUGGCACAGAGGUAAAUCGUUCACACCCUUGCAUACUGAGAGUCUGAUGGGAUGGCAAAGAAUGAAGACGCGUGUGAACUGAGAAAACUGUGGCUAUUAUGUAUGUAGCUGCAUUCCUUUGGCUUCAAACCUUGUCAGAUCAUUUGUCAAAUGUUUUUGAUUCCUUCAUGCGAUUAGCAUCAAAUGACCCAUUAGAAAACAACUUGUGUCACACGAAAACGCAGACCUGAAAAACCUGUUUCACAAACAGUCCGGUAGUGAGAUAAACAACCCCUUCACACUGAUAUAAAGAAAACAAAUGUUCUGUUUUCUGCACGGCGCACGUCCUCUCGAUCUCGUUGGAUGUUCUUCGUGAAAUGGCGGAAGGCAGUAUUUCGUGGGCUCAGGAGCAGUUCAGCUGUUCGAUCUGUCUGGAUCUGCUGAAGAAUCCCGUGACCAUUCCCUGUGGACACAGUUACUGUAUGAGAUGCGUUUCAUGCUACUGGGAUCAGGAUGAACAGAGAGGAGCUUACAGAUGCCCGCAGUGCAGAAAGACCUUCAAACAUCGACCCGCUUUAUCGAAGAAUGUGGUGUUCGACGAAAUGGUGCAGAAGUUGAAGAGGGUUGUGAGUCAAGAUGACGGAGAUGUGGAGUGUGACGUCUGCGCUUUAAAUAAACAAACCGCUGUGAAGUCUUGUCUGGCGUGUGUGAGUUCCUACUGCGAAAAUCACCUCGAACAACAUGAGGAUCUCUUUAAAGGAAAGGGGCACAAAAUGAUCGAUGCCACUGGACGACUUCAGGAGAUGAUCUGCCAACAACACAAGAAGUUGCUGGAUGUUUUCUGUCGCACUGACAAGCAGUGUAUCUGUAUAUUGUGUGUCUCAGACAAACACAGAAACCAUGACACCGUACCAGUCGCGGCAGAAAUGACCAAGAUGCAGGGUCAUUUGGCAGAGCUGCAAAAGAAGUGCAAGCAGAAGAUCCAGCAGAGAGAGCAGGAACUUCACAAGCUUAAAGAUGCUCAGACAUCUCACGAGCGCUCUGCACAGACGGCAAUGGAGAAGAACGAGAGGAUCUUUACUGAGCUGAUGUCAUUCUUCGAGAGACGCCGCUCUCAAGUGACACAGAUGAUCAGAGAUCAGCAGACGGCUGCAGUGAGUCGAGCUGAAGAACUCUCCGAGCGACUGAACCAGGAGAUUGAAGAUCUGAGGAGGAGAGACGCUGACCUCCAGCAACUUUCACAAACUCGUGAUCACAUUCAGCUCCUCCAGAAUUGCAGAUCUAUUUCUGUCUCUGGAUCUGAAUCGCCCAGAAUUACCGUCAGUUCUCUUUUGUCUUUUGAUGACGUUCUGAAAUCUCUUGAUAAACUCAGAGACCAACUACGGAAAUUCUGCAGUGAGGAAAUUCAGGUGAUAUCUAGAACAGUGAAAACUAUUCAGAUUGUUGUCGGUCCUAUAAAUGAAAACCGGGAGGAAUAUCUCAGUUAUUUCCGUCACUUCACUGUGGAUCUGAACACUGUGAAUAAAAACCUGCGUCUGUCCGAAGGGAACAAGGUUGUGACGGACACGGGCACCACUCAUCAAUACCCUGAACAUCCGGACAGAUUUCACGGUUGGAAGCAGGUGUUGUGUAAAGAGAUUGUGAGAGAUCACUCUUACUGUGAGAUUGAACUGACGGGGAGUUAUGGAGCGUCUGUUUCAUUGUCCUAUAAGAGCAUCAGUCGAAAGGGAAUGGGUGAUGAGUGCAGAUUUGGAUAUAACGAUCAGUCCUGGAGUUUUUUCUGCUCGCCCUCCAGAUUCUCAUUCUGUCAUAAUAAAAAAGAGACUAAUCUCACAGUGCUGCCUAACUGCUCUAGAAUAGGUGUGUAUGUGGAUCACAAAGCAGGAGUUUUGUCUUUCUACGGCGUCUCGGACACGAUGACCCUCAUCCACAGAAUCCAGACCACAUUCACUAAACCUCUCCAUCUAGGAUUUGGGUUAGGCAUGAACUCAAAAGUCAAACUGUGUCCAUUAAGAAAUUAAAAUAUACAGAUACUGCAAAUAAUGGCUCUUUAAUGUUUUUAUUCUUGUCUCAAAGUAAAUCUUGCAGCUGAAAAUUUAAAAAAUGUUACCGCCUGUGAUUUAAAUAUUGAUGUUGUUCUGUAUCUUAUGUUGUAUUAUGAAAAUGAAUAAAUAAAAUGUUUUGUUUAUUUUC
Molecule: messenger RNA, 2376 nt
Organism: Triplophysa dalaica
Lineage: Eukaryota; Metazoa; Chordata; Actinopteri; Cypriniformes; Nemacheilidae
Product: tripartite motif-containing protein 16-like
Exons: 7
Coding region: 561-2204 (547 amino acids)
Molecular function (GO): protein binding; zinc ion binding
Source: RefSeq, a predicted model, not a curated record